This is a messenger RNA of Fusarium pseudograminearum CS3096, 1464 nucleotides long. RefSeq lists its product as uncharacterized. Gene Ontology annotation, biological process: 'de novo' NAD+ biosynthetic process from L-tryptophan. The transcript has a single exon. The record is from RefSeq and is a predicted model, not a curated record. Lineage: Eukaryota; Fungi; Ascomycota; Sordariomycetes; Hypocreales; Nectriaceae. Gene Ontology annotation, molecular function: indoleamine 2,3-dioxygenase activity; metal ion binding; heme binding. The coding region runs from base 1 to 1464 and encodes 487 amino acids. Gene Ontology annotation, cellular component: cytoplasm.
AUGCUUCCUUCUAUCCCAGUUCUAGCCGAGUACGGCAUCUCUCCUACCCAUGGCUUCCUUCCGGAUACUCUACCUUUAACUCGCCUGCCGGAUCCUUACUACAACAAGUGGGAGGCUAUCGCCGCCAACCUACAGGCUCUCAUUCUCAGUCGCAGGCUGCGCGGUGUUGUCGACAGACUACCAGUCCUCUCUACUAUCGGUCUUGAACAUGACGCCGAGUGGCGCCGCGCCUAUUCGCUGCUAGGUUUUAUGGCCCAUGGGUAUAUCUGGGGAGGUGAUUCACCAUCAGACCGUCUGCCAGCUUCUAUAUCAGUUCCAUUUCUAGAAAUCUCAGAGCACCUGGAAGUACCGCCAGUCGCCACUUAUGCCGCCGUCUGUCUCUGGAACUUUAAACCGCUCUUCGUUGACGAGGACAUUGACAACCUUGAGAAUCUCGCCACCCUCAACACAUAUACUGGAGCCCUCGAUGAAUCAUGGUUUUACCUCGUAUCUGUUGCUAUUGAAGCCCGCGGAGCUCCCAUUAUUCCUCUUAUGUUGACAGCCAUUGCUGCUGCCCGCCAUGGCGACACUGCGGCCGUCACUCGGUGUCUACGCACUUUUGCAGAGCGAUUGACAGACCUUACAACUAUUCUCCAAAGGAUGCAUGAGAGCUGUGACCCUACCAUCUUUUAUCACCGUAUUCGACCCUUCCUUGCUGGAAGUAAGAACAUGGCUGAGGCUGGCCUCCCGAACGGUGUGAUUUACGAGGAUGGUUCCGGCGAGGAGACAUAUCGGCAAUACAGUGGUGGUAGCAACGCUCAAAGCAGCUUGAUCCAAUUCUUUGAUGUCAUUCUCGGAAUUGAGCAUCGUCCAACAGGCGAGUCUCGCGAUCCAUCUUCCGAUUCUGAUCGCGGUCGCGCUUCCAACCGACACAAUUUCAUCAUGGAGAUGAGACGCUACAUGCCCGGACCUCAUGCGAGAUUCCUCAACGAUGUGUCUAGCGUAGCCAACAUCCGUGAGUACGUUGAGGAGCAUCAAUCCGACAAGCAGCUAUGUCUUGCGUACGAUGCAUGCCUGGCUAUGCUCAGUGCAUUCCGCGACAAGCACAUCAACAUCGUCACCCGCUACAUCAUCAACCCCUCGAAACAAGUCCGCGCCCGUAGUCGCUCAAGGAGUCCCGAGGUUACCCGAAACAAGGUCAACCUUGCUAUUGCAUCGCGCAAGAAUAAGGAUAACCAGAAGGGCACAGGUGGCACAGCCCUGAUUCCUUUCUUGAAGCAGGCGAGAGAUGAGACAGGCGAGCCUGCGGUUGAAGAGUGGACGAGGCGCUUCAUGAAGAGGAAGACGCACACCGAGGGUAAGAAUGACUUCUUCCUCGGCAAGACUCUUCCACAAGAUGUGAGCUUGACGGAAGAUGUGGAGAUCAAAGGUCUUGCAGGAUCAUGGACCAUGGAUGACGAGAUUGGUGGUAUUUGCUUAUACUAG